AUGGCUGAGGACUCGGAUUCGGAGUUCCGCCUGCCGUGGGGGCACCGGGCGGCCUCAGCUGUGGACGCGCUGUGGGACGUCAGGAAACUGCUGCGAAGACUCGAGAAAGGCUACCUUCAGGACAUCUCCCUCCACACCACGGGCCACCUGAACCCCAACAACCUCUACAGGCCCCCCGAGAAGAUCGUCCAUCACUGGCGCAAUGCCUACCCGCCCACGGCGAGGGGACGCCCGGCGAAGCCGUCAGAGAAGGUGGCCGCGAUGAAGGACGCGCUGGCCCAUUUCACCAUCAACACGGCGCUGCGCCCCAGCGAGGCCCCGGGCGCGCCGCUGUCCCGCUACCUGCACCCCCAGGCACAGGCGCCGCCCUCCGAGGGGGAUGCCGCCCCGCGGCCCAGUCGGGGGGCUGGGGGCUCUCCCCCGCAGCGCAGGAGAGAGGAGCUCAGGUGGCCGGAGGUGAAGGUGCUGAAGCUCAAGGCCGCGCGGUCCAGCCGGCAGUGCGUGCUCUCGCCCGCGGGCAGGGACGAGUACUGCUACGUCACCUCCCACCUCGCGGGCCUGACCAAGGCGGACCAGUACGAGAAGUUCCUGCGUUUCCAGAGGAAAGUGCUGGCCACGCAGGACCUCCUGGAGAGCGACUUCACGGGGGCCAAGGCGGCGCUGCGCCUCGAGAAGAAGUUGGAGCAGGAGCUCCGGAAGGUGUGCGCGUGCGACCCGCAGGAGCUCCACAGGCUGCAGGUCUUCAGCGAGGCCUUCGAGGACGUGUGCAGCAGCUCCUUGCUGUUCGGCGGCAUCUUGAAGGAAGUGAAGGACGAAUACGAGCUCUACAUGGCCGUCCUGCUGAGCACGCAGCCCACGGAGCAGUACCAGACUCUGAUGGAGGAGGCCAAAGGGCUGGCGAGGAGCUCGGUGAAGACGGAGGAUGUCGCCCGGGCCCGGGAGGAGCUGAGGGCACUCGUGGCGGCCACCAACGCGGCCCUGGAGCACAAUGACAGGCUCCGGAGCGAGCUGGCGGAGGAGCGGCGGCGGCUGCGAUGCGCGCAGGAGAAGGCAGAAUCUUCUGAGAAACACGUGAGCAAGGAGGAGGAGCACCUCACGCUGUCCGACCAGGUGGAGAGGAAGAGAUGCGAAGUACUCCAGAAGCUGGACGAGAUCCAAGCUCUGGAGCGAGAAAUGAAAACCACCCUGGUGCACACGAGGGUUUUACAAAUCACCGAGAGCAGGGUCAAGAGCAUCGAGACUGAAACUAUAAAGUUGGAAAGAGCAAAUAUUAUUUUAAAGAAGAAAAUAGAUACCGCCGAACACCAGGUGAAGCAGUCCCUGGGGAAGAGUGACCUGAGUGGGGAGGAGCAGCGGAACCUUUGGGAAUUUAUUAAAGAAUAUGUGAGACCGAAAGAAACAGAUAACGACUGAAGUGGCUGAACUAAAUGCUCUAUGAGCACCCAGAGUGCCGUGCACACUGAGGAUGUUUGCA
Messenger RNA from Myotis daubentonii (Daubenton's bat), 1474 nucleotides. RefSeq names its product chromosome 6 C6orf118 homolog (gene C6H6orf118). The record is from RefSeq and is a predicted model, not a curated record. Lineage: Eukaryota; Metazoa; Chordata; Mammalia; Chiroptera; Vespertilionidae.